CCUUCACAACAGCGACGCUUUGUGACAAUGAUCAAUCGUCAUGGCUCACCGUCGCUGUCGCUGCGCAUCGUGCGCUUUUCGCGCGACGAGGACAUUUUUCUUGGUGACAUCAAUAUGCUAACGACUGUAAUUCUAGACGAUUAGCCAGCGCGAAGAAAUACGCCUGGCUUCUCCUUCAUCUCGUUUCAAGAUAUUGUGGCAUCGACAGAAUUAUCCUCAGUCCCUGGCGAUCGGUGACAAGCGUCGCGACCCCCUUCAAAAUCGCAAAUUAAAAAGACGACGCGCGCCCAAAUCCCCACAAUGAGCGCCGCGAACGAAGGCCAGGAUGGCGAUGCGAAUGGCUCGAUAACGUACCCUUCACCGAAUGCGGAGACAGGCGACGCUGGGCCGUUCUAUAACACAGCUUCCCAGGAGCACAUGGAUGAACCCGAGGAUCGUAAACAACCCUUCGACGACGAGCACGAUGUAGCGCAGCCCCAAGACCACCACCAUCAUGACCAGGACCACAACCUGGACGGUCAACAUCAGGAGCAUCAGCACCAUGAGCACAUGCAGACAGAGAUGCAUCAGCAUGAUGCGGAAGGGUCACAGCAGCAAAACGGUCGCCCCCCUAAUAUCGAGGAGCUCCAACUCGCUGCGCAACUCGGUCACACAAUCGCCUCGACGCCACUCCUACCCAACACCGACCCAAACAUGAAUACGGAAGAUUCGAACUUGCGCCAUAUCAUGCCGCAUCCGGAACAUCAGCCCGAACAUCAGCAGCCAGCCCCAGAGCAACAGCAGCAUGAGCAGCCAUCAGAGGAACAGCCACAGCAACACCACCACCAACAACAGCCGCCGCCGCCGCCAGAGCAACACCAUGAUAUCCCACAGCAGCAGCAGCAGCAGCAGCAGCAGCAACAACAACAUCACCACAACCCUGCUUAUAUGCAGGGAACGCCAACGUCGGAAUCGAUGUUGUCGCACGGCCUUCCAGUCUCGAUCAAUGCCCAACUGCAGCCGUGGAAUCCGCUCACGAGUGAUAAUGUCCCUCCACGCAAAAGGUCAAAAGUGUCCAGAGCGUGUGACGAAUGCAGAAGAAAGAAGAUCAAGUGCGAUGCUCAAAAUGAUGGUGUUGGCGACCAACCUUGCUCUAGCUGUGCUCGCUCCAACAUCCCCUGUUUAUUCAGCAGGGUGCCUCAGAAAAGGGGCCCCAGCAAAGGGUACAUCAAGGAAUUGGCAGACCGUAUCAACAGCAUUGAGAGCAAGCUUGAGACAGAUGGUGGCCUCACUUCGGAGGAUCUGUCUGGCUUAUUCGGCGAUAGGCCUCUCCGCCAAAGCAACUCGGCGGAGGAGUCGGGUAGGAAGCGGCCUUACUCGAGUAUAUCCGGCGGCGACAUGGGCUCGCCCCUGGCAUCUAGGAACACUCCCUGGGGCCCGCGCCAGCUCCCGUCUGCACAGAACCAGGCGGACAUGGACGCAUCAGAGCCAUACACCAGCGCUUCCUUGGCUCCUCAGCCCUUGCCCAUACCUUCCCACGAUCACAACGCAGCCGAGGCAACCAUGGAUCUCUCACUAGCUGACUGGGGGGAUGGGCCUACCGUCGAAGAGGGCGUUUUCCAAGACUAUCUCUCGACCCUUCAGACGCUCUACCCGAUCCUGCCGAGCAACCUGCCGCGCAUGCAAGAGCUCCUGCAACAAUGUCCGCAUGCCGUCCGGACGGCUUUUGCCCACGCGCUGCUAGCAGUUGCUCAGUCUUCCUCGGGGAACGUGCGGCUUGCCAGCACUCUACUCGCAGGCUGGGAAAGCGAGGAGUCACCGAGAACACCCAUCAUCAAUCUUGUGCAUGUUCAGACGCUCUUGUUGUUGAUCAUUGACGCCGACUGGCGCGGGUCGCCUUCGAUGCCCUACCUCAUGGGCCGGGCUGUUGUGCUAGCCAACGACAUGAAGUUGUGGACAACCAAGAGCUUGCCCGAUGAUCUUCCACCGGAUUCCCAGGAUGCAUUGUGUAUCCGCGUGUGGUGGUCGCUUAUCUUGAUGGAUCGAUGGCAUGCAGUGGCCACUGGCAAGCCUGUGUUAAUACCUGACCACAGCGCUGUCGUUCCUCGGGGUUUGGACACUGUCCUCAACGAGACCUGCUUCCACCUUGUUCGCCUAUCUAAUACCUUGGGGGCCAUAUCCGAAGUGAGCUCGUCGCUACCACCAGGCGUCACCGUGGCCGAAGCGCCCGUGGCUAGUAUCCUGUUGAAAUAUGUGGAGCAGUACCGACAAGACCUCCCAGAUCACGUCGUGCCGUCGACGCAUCCUUUGGUGCAUCUCGCAUACUGGCAUUGCAGGCUCGCUGUCACGCUACUGUCCCCUAAAACAACGACACCCGGCAUCAUGUGGCCAAUGGAGGAGUUGAUCAAGCUUCUCUCUGCCAAUGCCGACAUGCGCAAUCCUCUCGCCAAUCAUUUUGGCGGUCUGGUGAUACUAUCUCUCUCCCGCUUGCUGAACCACGAGGACUCGCGCGAGAAGGCGACCACGCUCAUCAGGGAUCUUGCGGAAAGGCCCGGUGGUGUCUGGGACGGCAUCAGGGACAAGCUGUCGGAUCUUGUCCGCCCCACGUCCUCGUCGGGCGAUGUUACACUUCAGCACCUAGCUGAUCUGGCAACGGCCUCUACCCAAGAUGAAGCGGGCGCAAAUGACAUUGCCAAUGGAGAUGAAGCUUCUGUGCCAAUGACGCUUGAUUAGUCGACGGGGCGCACUGGAAUUCUGGGACACAUCGAGUUUGUAUGACUACUUGGGAUUGUAUGAUAUCUAUAAUAAUUGUCAUGGGUGAAAGCGGACGGCAACGCGCGCAGCAUAGCGCAACGGGUUUCUGCUUGACACCAUAUAUAUCUAGUACAUGUGUACGAUGAGACCUAUGGCCAUGGUCUCUAGGUCCGUCUCGUUUAAAAGGUUAUCAUCAGGU
Messenger RNA from Emericellopsis atlantica, 2932 nucleotides. RefSeq lists its product as uncharacterized. Gene Ontology annotation, molecular function: zinc ion binding; DNA binding; DNA-binding transcription factor activity, RNA polymerase II-specific. Bases 301 to 2712 code for a protein of 803 amino acids. The transcript has 4 exons. Gene Ontology annotation, biological process: DNA-templated transcription. NCBI's taxonomy places the organism in Eukaryota, Fungi, Ascomycota, Sordariomycetes, Hypocreales, Bionectriaceae. Gene Ontology annotation, cellular component: nucleus. The record is from RefSeq and is a predicted model, not a curated record.